Molecule: messenger RNA, 2065 nt
Organism: Cuscuta epithymum
Lineage: Eukaryota; Viridiplantae; Streptophyta; Magnoliopsida; Solanales; Convolvulaceae
Source: the annotation of a GenBank genome assembly
UGAGUACGCGUUUGGCGUAUAGACAGACAUAUAACUUUCAAUUUGUUUUUUUUUACUUAAAAGAAAUUUUCCAUCUACUUCUCCGGGAGUCUGGUAACAGCUUACAUCUUACAUCUCAUGUAUCCAUUAGUUCAGGAAAUUUCCCGGUGAAGAAACCAAUUAAGCAAAAGCCUCACAUUUCGAUCAUAUUUAAUGGCUCACCUGUGGUCAAGUCAACACAGUCCCAAUCAGUGGGUAUAAACCUAUGAUUCAUACCUUUUGUUGGGUUUCUAUUGUCUUUGAAUAGUCCCACCCAAGAAGGCUUGCUACACAUAGAAAAGUGCAACCUUUAGGACUUGUAUGUUUUGUGUAUUGCCACCUUGAAUCAUACUUUUUCUAUAAAUAGAAUCAAUUAUUUCUGUAAUCAUAAACUCAAACCACGGUGGUCACAUAUAUGUGCAUUCUUUUUUCUAAAAUCAAUUGAAACCAUGGCCUACAAUGAUUUGCUUUACCAAACAAGACUUGGGCUCCGUUUGGAAUCAUAAUCGGAUGAAUGCUCACACUCAGCAGCAGGUUUUGCAUGUAAUGUACUUGCGUAGCUUCCUAAUUGGAUUAUGAACUGAUCAUCUCCAAUUCUACCUGAAUAAUAUGGGCAGACAAAAUGCUUUCCUGUCUAAGGCAAUCGUCAUCAUCCAUAACAACCAGAAAUACCCAAUUUUCACAGUCAAGCAUGGACGGGAUUUCAGCUGCAAACACACCAAGGUCAAGUGACCAAGCCACACCUUCCUCUGUCAACCUCACCCUAGAAUAUACCCUCGCCAUUAAAACCGCUUCCUAUUGUGAAAUAUGGUCCAAGAUUCACUACAAAGUCUCAUCUUACCAUGAUGAUGGAGAGGAGGAACCACCCCAAGUAGAUAUACAAGAGAUCCUUAAACCAAGUCAUGAAUGUGUCAAAGAUGCACUUUCCCACAUUAGACCCAAUGACACCUUAAGCCAAUUUGUCAUCAACUACUUUGAACAUAGUGAACAAACGUUUCGGUUCUGUCUUUUCCUUGCCCAGUGCAUAAAUCGCGCUCACCGCUUGUAUUCCCCUCUUCAUAAGCUCAUUGAUCUAUUUUCCAUAGAUCCUGAAACCCUUACAAACUCUGCUCAUAGUAACAAGGUUGAUCCUAACUUAUCCCCAACCCAUUGUGAGUGGGUAUUUGAUGCCUUUCAUGAGUUCGAGAAACUAGACAAUCCCUUCCCGGGCCCAGAAUCCCAUAGCUUCAGCAACAUGCAUAGCUCCUUCACUCAACUCAAGCAAUAUCUUGAUGUUCACCUGCAAAAGUCGCGCUCUAAGGUGCAACUUAUCCGUGGUGCCACCAAGGGCACUGCCAUAUGCUUAAUUGUAACUACUUUUGGGGUAGUCUUAACCGCCGUUUUUAUAGCUGCUCAUGCUCUGGUUGCCUUGGUUGCUGCUCCAGUGUGCCCUCUUCUUAUCCCUUCUAAGAUGACUCAGGAAGAAAUGGCCCAUCUAGUCCAACUCGAUGAUGCAGCAAAGGGUUUGUUCGUCCUUCACAAUCACCUGGAAACUGUUGAUUGUUUGGUGGCUCGUUUGCAUAAUGCGAUGGAGGACUAUAAGCGCCUUGUCCGUUUCGGGAUUGAAAGAGGAAAGGACAGUUAUCCCAUCCAAGAGGUCAUUUGUCAACUCCAAAAAAAACACGACAAUUUCCUUGAACAGUUGACUGGUCUUGAGGAACAUUUGUGCCUUUGUCUUGCUGCAAUAAACCGGGCCCGGUCUCUCCUCCUUAACUAUUUUCAUCUUCAUCAACAUCAUUCUUCAUAGUUUGUUUUUUAACACAUAACGGCAAAUUGUUCUUUACCGCUUCCAUUGGAGGAAAUUCUAUAUUUGUUUCACGUGAAACCAGUUUUGUUGAAAUGACUGAAUUAUUUUCAUAACAUAUUGUAAUUAGUCAAAGAAAAUAGUGGUAGAAAUGUCAAUUUUAUCAGUAUAUAGCUAAAAAAAGACUCGUGAGCUACUGAUUUUUAGUUAUAAAAAUUACUUUCAUCAAACGUGCUCUCAAAGUUGAGGCAUUUGUAAUACUUC